This is a messenger RNA of Tinamus guttatus (white-throated tinamou), 5817 nucleotides long. It is a transcript of the gene USF3, whose product is annotated as upstream transcription factor family member 3. The record is from RefSeq and is a predicted model, not a curated record. Gene Ontology annotation, molecular function: protein dimerization activity; RNA polymerase II transcription regulatory region sequence-specific DNA binding; DNA-binding transcription activator activity, RNA polymerase II-specific. Lineage: Eukaryota; Metazoa; Chordata; Aves; Tinamiformes; Tinamidae. Gene Ontology annotation, biological process: positive regulation of transcription by RNA polymerase II; negative regulation of epithelial to mesenchymal transition.
CUCUUCUCUGAAACCAUGCCAGAGAUGAGGGAAAAUGAGACCCCCACUAAGAAGCAGCACCGAAAGAAAAACCGAGAGACACAUAAUGCAGUGGAGAGACAUCGAAAGAAGAAGAUAAAUGCUGGAAUAAACAGAAUUGGAGAACUCAUUCCCUGUUCUCCAGCACUUAAGCAGAGCAAGAACAUGAUCCUGGAUCAGGCCUUUAAGUAUAUAACAGAAAUGAAAAGACAGAAUGAUGAACUUCUGUUAAAUGGAGGAAACAGCGAACAGGCUGAAGAGAUAAAAAAGCUACGGAAACAGCUGGAUGACCUCCAGAAGGAAAAUGGGAGAUAUAUUGAACUGCUGAAAGCAAAUGAUAUUUGUCUGUAUGAUGAUCCUACAAUCCACUGGAAAGGGAAUAUCAAAAAUGCAAAGGUCUCAGUUGUUAUUCCCACUGAUCAGGUUCAGAAGAACAUCAUUGUCUAUUCAAAUGGGAGUCAGCCCAACGGAAAUAACCAGGGAGCAUCUGUCCAGGGAAUAACAUUUAAUGUUGGUCAUAAUUUACAAAAGCAAACAGCCAAUGUUGUUCCAGUGCAGAGAACUUGCAGCCUAGUGACUCCUGUGACAAUUUCUGGUAUUUAUCCCACAGAAAACAAGCCAUGGUCUCAAACUACAGUUUCUCCACUGUCAUUCGCUCAGACAGUUCUAGCAGGGAACCUCCUUGAGCUUUCCACAGCAGAGAAUGAACGAAGAGUGCUCACUACUGCUCCUACCAGCUCACAAAACAUUUCUUGCUCUGGAAUAGAGCAACGACUACAGUGUUCUUCAAGUAAUACACCACAGAGUGUUCAGAAUUUCCCCAGAAGUAAAAAUUAUCAGGAAGGCACUAAAUUAACAAAAAAAAAGGUCCCACAGGCUGUCAGCGUUCCUCCUAGUGCCUCCACUGAAGCCUUUCAAGUUCAACGGGUGAAUAAGACCUGCUUAAAAACACACAAUUGUAGAAACGAACUGCCAGUAAGUGGUGUAAUUUCAACCACUGAUGUAGGUUGUAUGCCAUCUGUGAGAUUAUCUACAGAAGAUGAUUUGCCUUCUGCAGCUGUCCUCAAAAAUACAGCCUUAGUCAGCAGUGCCGCGACUUCUGCAAUAGAAGGAAUUAGGGCUGUAACGGCAGUAAGCACUCUGCCUUCCAGUCCCCUAGAGAAUUGCUGGUCUUUUUCAGCUUCUUCUGGUCUUGUCCCUUCAGACUUGAAAAACAUGAGUAGCCUUACACGGAUGCCUUUAGCUGGAAACACCCAGACCACAUGGACAACUUUGCAGUUGGCAGGAAAUACUGUUCAGCCACUAAGCCAAACAUCAUCUAGUAUAAUGACGGCACUAUUAAAUGAACCACUUAACAGUACUGGUGCUGUAUCUUCUGCUCACAGCAGGCCUUUGACUACAAGCAUCAGUUUGAGUACUUCUCUGCCUGGAGAAGGGCAAGCAGCUGAACAAAUUGUUGUUACUUUGCCCUCAUGCCCAUCCUUACCUAUGCAGCCAUUAAUCAGUCAGACCCAAGUUAAAAAUCAGGCUGCAGGAAAUAUCCUUCCAUUGAAUUCAGCUAUGCAGGUGAUUCAGAUGGCUCAUCCUGUUGGGUCAGCUGUUAAAGGAGCAGCAGCUAACCAGAAUGUCAUAAUUCUCCAGCCUCCAACCACCACUCCGUGCCCUCCAGUUGUGAGAGCAGAAGUUCCUAGCCAAAAUGUUAGUCAGCAGAUUGUAAUUAUACAAGCUGCUAAUCAGAAUCCUCUUCCCCUCCUCUCUGCACAGUCUUCUACUUCUGUAAGAAUUCCCACAAAUGGGCCUACUCCAAGCACAAACUCUAGCAGUUCUGUACAAAAUGUCCCUCUUCCACAGACUUUUGGAGGGAAACACCUUGUCCACAUAUUACCAAGGCCCUCAUCUCUGCCAUCUUCUAGCUCUACACAAACGUUUUCAGUUACAAUGUCAAAUCAACAGCAUCCUCAGACUAUCUCAUUAAAUGGGCAGCUGUUUGCAUUGCAGCCAGUGAUAUCUUCAGCUGGAGCUUCGAAUCAAGCCCCUAUGCAAAUUAUUCAACCCACCACCAGUGAAGAUCCAAAUACCAAUGUUGCCCUCAAUACACUUGGUGCUUUAGCUAAUCUCAAUCAAAGUAUUUCACAAAUGGCUGGACAAAGCUGUUUACAUCUCUCUCUCAGUCACCCUACCAAUCCAACAACUGACAAUAACCAGUUAGCUACAAUUAACUGUGUGUCAUCACCAACUUGUGUGGCAACUUCAGUACCUUCAGAAGGCUCUACAUUGACUAGUGCAUCUAAUCUAAUAAAUGCUUCCCCCCAAAAGGCUGCUGCUCCUUUGCCAUCUACUGCAAAAUCAAAAAGAACAAACAAGAAGGCCAGUACAAAAAAGCACAUAGCAGUCGGUGGUAAAGUGUCUUGUCCAGUAGUUCCUUCCAAAGAUGUAGGAAAGGUUGAUUGUGCUACUGCAGAAACUGUGGUCAAGUCUUCAAAUGUGGAAGGGUUGCUUGAAAACACACCUGCAGUAUCCCAAACUUCACCUACAUCACAGGCAAGCAGGGUGGUAGCAUCAAGUCAUGUAAGCAUUUCUGACUAUCAUUCCAAAGAGAUUGUGAGCUCUGAACAGACAGUGAGAUCCUGCUCUGAACCAGGGCUUAGUUCAGCAGAGAUACCCAGCUCCUCACCGCUUGAGUUAGCAAUGUCAGAACAGUUAGUGCUGAUCUCUCCAACUGCCAAAGAUGCUGCUCUUCAGCAAGCACACAGCUCUCCAAACAAUCCACCACCUGAUUCUGUCUUGCCGGAGUCUUCCAAACCCUGUGAAACCUCCAGCAUCUUAACAUCCUCUCUUACUGAAGCACACGUGACAAAUUCUCAGGUUGCUGGGACAUCAGUAGCACAAAGCAACACAACAGAUCAUAGUUGUGAGACAGGGACAAUUUCAGAGUCCUGCAGCAUUGAUCAAGAUUCUUCAAUUGUAUUGCAAGACACAGACUUGUUAGAGGGACAAGGUUUUACCAAAAUGCUCUCUGAUUUCACAAAAGAAAGAACCACUGUGGAAAAAAACUCUUCUUUUUCAGUUCAGGAGGGUCAUUCUAAUUUUCCUACAGAAAACUCUAAGUCGGCAGAUGCAAAUGUUAAUCCUCAGAAGCAGGAACUCUUGCUAAUGAACACAGAAAGUGAUACUGUUUCGCAACAUCAUACUUGCAUUUCUGAUCAGGAGGUAGUUAGUGCUUCCCUUAUUGCUAGCAGACAGGCAGACUCGCCAAUGUCAACUAGCUCUGGGAGCAGUCGAGGAUUCUCUGUUGCAUCUAUGCUGCCAGAUACCACUAGAGAUGUUGUUAGCAGUACAUCAACAAAUACUUCUAAUAGCUACACUUUUUCAGAACAAACUGACAUUGUAGCUCUUGCAGCAAGAGCUAUUUUUGACCAGGAAAACCUUGAGAAAGGUGGAGGAGCAAUACAAGUUAACAUGAGGGUUGCUGUCUCUAAAGGAACUGAUGUUGCACCCUUGGAGAAAGAGCCUUAUAAGCUGCAAGCAGUGAAAGAUAGCAAUACAGGACAGCUAGAAAUCACACCAAACAAAUUCAGUGCUCAGGAUAUAGUACAAAAAAGUAUUGAUAGACAAGCUGAAAAAACAAGCUGUUCGGUAGGAGCUGUGACAACAUCAAACACUUUGCAGAUUACAGCAUCCCAAUCACCAAGCAUAACCAGUUUAAGUGUAAAUAAUCUAAUACAGCAGAGACACGUUGUCCAUCCCCUGGUGAGUUGCUCAAGUUUAUCCCAGCCUUCAGAGCCAGCAAGUGUUUCUGCCACUGUGUGUCUCUCUAGUCCAUCUAAUUCCUACAUAAAUCAGUCUCCAGGACCAGCUAUGAUGAAUGAGUAUGCUCAGGAACAACUGAUUACUAUUAGGGCAAACACCAUUCACACUCCCCAGCUGCAGGAAUCACACUUAAAGCAGCAAGGUCACGAAGGUCGCAAAGACUCUGCCAAGUAGACUGUUCAGGAUGACCUUCUUCUCUCUACAGCAAAAAGGCAAAAGCAGUGCCAGACAAUACCUAUAAGGCUUGAAGGGAUGACAUUGAUGAACUGAACACCUGAGGGUAUUGCUGAUCAAACACAAAUGAUAGUCAGCCAGCUUCCUCCUAAUUCAUCCAAUUCAGUGCCAUCAGUGAGCAAUCAAGGGCAUACUGAUGGCCUUAAUAGAUUAUUCCCAUCAAACAGUAACUUUGUAUCACCAGCUUUGAGACAAACAGAAGUUCAGUGUAGUUCUCAACUUUCAAUUUCAGAGCAGCAAGGCCAGACAGGGCAGCACUUGCAGCCUAUUCAACAUGUUCCUGCUCAAGGCAUGUCUCAUCUUCAUAGUACUCAUCUGUACUUAAAACAACAACAGGCUGGACAGUUGAGAGAGAGGCACCACUUGUAUCAGCUGCAGCAUCAUGUCACUCAUGGGGAAAACUCAGUGCACUCUCAACCCCACAGUGUCCACCAACAGCGAACAAUACAACAGGAGGUACAAAUGCAAAAGAAACGAAAUCUUGUCCAGGGAAGUCAAGCCACACAACUUUCUUUACAGCAAAAACAUCAUGGAAGUGAUCAAACACGUCAAAAAAGUGGCCAGCCUCAUCCUCACCACCAACAAAUGCAGCAGCAGAUGCAGCAGCACUUUGGAGUUUCCCAGCCUGAAAAGAACUGUGAAAAUCCAAGAACAAGCAGAAAUCACAAUCUCUCUCAGAGCCAUAUAAAUCAGGAUAUUAUGCAUCAACAGCAACAAGAUGUCAGCAACAGACAGGAAGGUUCAGCUUUCGAACAUGUGUCAGGGCAUAAUUGGAUACAGAGACUCAUGACCUCAAGGGGAUUAGAGCAACAAAUGGUGUCCCAAGCAAGUAUCGUAACCAGACCAUCAGAUAUGACAUGCACCCCACACAGGCAGGAAAGAAAUCGAGUUUCUAGUUACUCUGCUGAGGCACUCAUUGGGAAGACAUCUAAUUCAGAACAGAGAACAGGAUUAUCUCUUCAAGGCCCUAGAGUUCCUGACCAGCUUGAAAUGAGAAGCUACCUUGAUGUUUCUAGAAAUAAAGGAAUAGCCAUUCAUAACAUACAGGGCUGUAUAUCUGUUGAUCAUACAGUUGGCUCAGAUGUGCAGCGGCUUUCUGAUUGUCAGACAUUUAAGUCAGCCGGACCUAGCCAACAGCCAACAGGCAGUUUUGAUGUACAGGCCUCAAGAAACAGUGAAAUUGGUCAUUCUGUGUCGUCCCUAAGGGGCAUGCAAUCACAAGCAUUUCGAAUUAGUCAAAAUCCUGGCCCUCCCAUAGAAAGACAGAAGAGAUUACCCUAUCCACCCAUUCAGGGUAUUCCAACAGCAAAUUCUCUUCCACCAAGAGAAAAUGAAAAUACAUGCCAACAAAGUUUUGUGCAGAAUUUACUAGCCCCUCACAUUGGAGAUCAAGUAAGUGGAAGCCAAAGAUCAAUCCCAGAACAUCAAAGGAAUACUCAGCGUGGUGCCUCCUCCACAAUUGAAUAUAACUGCCCCACUGCACGAGAAAGUGUCCACAUCCGAAGAGACAGCGAAGGUCAGAACAGGGAAAGCUGUGACAUGUCUAUCGGUGCAAUUAACACAAGGAACAGUGCUUUAAAUAUUCCUUUUUCAAGUUCUUCUUCCUCAGGAGAUAUUCAGGGUCGAAAUACAAGUCCAAACAUUUCUGUACAGAAGUCCAAUCCCAUGAGAAUGACAGACAGUCAUGGAACAAAGAGUCACAUGAAUACGCCAGUUUCUAGCCACAUUCAUGGAGUGGUGCGGCCCACUCACCCC